Messenger RNA from Ostrinia nubilalis (European corn borer), 1003 nucleotides. RefSeq names its product ejaculatory bulb-specific protein 3-like. The record is from RefSeq and is a predicted model, not a curated record. Bases 48 to 416 code for a protein of 122 amino acids. NCBI's taxonomy places the organism in Eukaryota, Metazoa, Arthropoda, Insecta, Lepidoptera, Crambidae. The transcript has 3 exons.
AACUGAUCCUCAACAGGCGAAGAAGACUCUAUUUGCUAAACCCAAAGAUGAAGGUCAUCUUCUGUGCUGUGCUGGCUGCGAUGGCGCCCCUAGUGCUAUGCUACGAUGAAAUCUACGAUAAAAUCGAUGUCGAUAAGAUCAUAAACGAUGACGCCCUCUUCACUAGCUACCUUAACUGCUUGCUGGACAAAGGGCCCUGUGAUCAGGAGCAUUCUCCUGAGUUUAGAAAACUGUUACCUGAAGUGAUAGCCACAGCAUGCGCCAAGUGCACUCCAAUCCAAAGGCAGCACGUCCGGAAGACCGUCAAAGCAAUCACAGAUAAGAAGCCUGAACAAUUCAAGGAGUUCAUAUCUAAGUACGACCCCGACCACACCCAUGAAAAGACUUUCACUGCCUUCGUUCUCGCUACCGAUUAAAUGUAUAAAAGUUUCGACGAUACCAGUAUUACCAAUUUAAUUAUGGGUACGAGAACCCGUAGACUACUGAAUUGGUAAUACGAAUCAAGGAAUAAAUUCUUCUAAGUGAUUUAAAACAGACAGAGUAAGUUGGAUAAAUGUCGCUGCUGCGUCGCCAGAUCCUUUUUCUUGGCUUGAACUUGACUUGGUUAAGUAGGUACUGUAUUUUUUAGUAAAGUUUGUUUUGACUAUUAUAGCUUAGGUCAAAGAUUAUGCAAUGUGCUUAAACUAAGCUUGUCAGGUGGCCUACGGAGUCUUGUCUCUUUUCUCAUCAAAUAAAUGACACCCAACAGUAGAUUCUAAAUCACUUUAAAGAUUUAUUCCUGAACUUGUUCCUGAAAUGAAACACCUGUUACUUUACUUCGGUCAAUUCCAACGAUGGCGUCUGCAAGAGAUUGUUCAUUUUUAAAAGGCUUAUAAAAUGUAAAUCCAGUUGGCUGAGACUGGACCAAAGUGUAGUUACAAACCGACCAUUGGCUAAUCAUAAUAGGACCGAUUAAGCAUUAUGUGGAGCAUUACAUUUUAUCAAUAUAGACUGUGCAAUAUCA